Molecule: messenger RNA, 2397 nt
Organism: Carcharodon carcharias (great white shark)
Lineage: Eukaryota; Metazoa; Chordata; Chondrichthyes; Lamniformes; Lamnidae
Product: mitochondrial mRNA pseudouridine synthase RPUSD3-like
Exons: 10
Coding region: 7-1200 (397 amino acids)
Biological process (GO): pseudouridine synthesis
Molecular function (GO): pseudouridine synthase activity; RNA binding
Source: RefSeq, a predicted model, not a curated record
GUCUGGAUGAAUCGCACUGGGGGUUUCGGGAGGCGGUGGUGGAGCCGGACUCAGACUCAGACUCAGGGAAAGGGCAGCUGCUUGCAGAUGAACCAGAUAUGGAAACAAAUAUGGACAGGAAGUGUGACUCGGACAGCUGUCAUGCAUGGACACUCCUGUUUUUUCAUACGAAGACUUGUGACUGACUCAACGUCACAUCUCUCUAGUGCAGUGACCUGGUAUGAUAUACAGCUAAAGGAACAGAUACAGAAACAUAGGCAGCAUUUGAAAAAAGACAAUGCUGUUAGUAUCCUCCGGAAUCCAGGUGUCCUGGUGCUCCGAAAACUGACUAAAGAUGACCUCCUGGAAUUGCUAGCAUCCAGUGUGGUAUACCAGGAAAAUCCUCUGAUCGCCAUCAAUAAACCUUCAGGGCUCCCCAUCACAGGUAAAGACCUCUCUUUGAGCUCACUGCUUCCAGAACUUCAGCAGCGAUUGCAUCUUUCAAAAGAGCUCCACAUUGUAAAAGCAAGUAGCAGGGACUAUUCUGGCCUGGUGCUGCUUUCCACCUGUCAUCAAACCACCAAGCACAUCGAGGAUGCCUUCAUACGGGCUCGGAGAAAGAAGGAAGCGUUCACCAGUUACUGUGCAGUGACAGUGGGUGUUCCAGAACCUGCAGAGGGAGAAAUCAGUGUUGCUUUGAAAAAACAGAACAUUGGGGAGCAUGAGCUGGUGGUUCCUGUGUUUCAUCCCACUCCUGGAAACUUUCAGCGGAAGGAAGUAAAGAAGGCUGUUACACGGUACAAGGUUCUGGAUACUACAGAUGGCUGUGCAUUGGUACAGCUUCAGCCUCUCGCAUCCUUUGAGAGUCUGUUGCAGGUCCACCUCACUGUUAAACUCUGUGCUGUUCUUGGGGAUCAUGUGCAUUCUGCGCGGCUGGGGAAGGUGCUUGGAGUUCCCUUCUGCCUCCCAGUGGAAUCAGCGAUUCCUCGAACUCAGGUAUUGGAUAAAUCCUUGCUGCGGAAGCUGCAUUUUGACCAGAAACAGAUGUGGAAAAUGCCUCUUCACCUUCACUUACACAAACUUUUAAUUCCACCUUUUGAAACUAAGAAAUCAGAGACAGUGAUUACAGGCGCUCCUCCAGCAUACUUUCUUAGGACUCUUGAACUCUUGGGUUUAACAAUGAAUGAGUUUGCUGAAGAAAAUAUAACAAAAAGAAAGUAAGGAACUGUAUGUAUUCAGUAAUAGUUCAAGCCAGUACUCUGGGAUAAAGACGUUGCUGCAUCUCUGUGCUGUUUAUUUUGUAGUAAAAUCCAACUGUAAAUGCUGGUUAUAAAUUCACAAGAUCAGGGAUAUUUCUUCACUGACAUGCAACAAGGAAAUGCACCUGAAUAACUGCAGCUUCCAGAUGAGGUGUGUUGUCAAUGUAUCUAUUCCACAGAACAAUGGGAACAAUUAAUUAUCUGCAAUACGAAUGACUCUAGAGAUUUGGUGCAAUAUUUACCAAAACCCAAUUUUAUCCAGAAAUAAUCAUGGUGCGUCAUACCUUAAUGCUCAGGAAAGUAAAAACAGCCAGAGUUUCUCAUUUCUGAUAGCUAAUGACCGCAAUGAACAAUAUACCUACGUAGAUGGUGGGUGAAAAUAUAAUCAUGUGUGCAGAGUGCUCCUGUGGCCUGUUGACACUCAUUGUCUAAACUUAGAUGAAGAAUGGCCACUUGAGCAAGAUAGGGAAAGCUUCCUAUUGCCGUAUCCCAGAUAAAGAGUCAGCAGGUUCAGGAAGAAAGAGUUUAAAAAGAAAAAGAUCAUGGGAAAGAGCAGACUGUGAUGCUGAACCAAUAAGUGGUACACUCCAAAGAGUUGCGAAUCCCACUAACUGCUGCAGAAAAAUUUUGAGGAAAAGACAGGGACAGUUGUUCCUAGGUUGCUAUCUUUGGUGUCCUUACUGACCCUGUUGUUCCAGGCAGAAGCAUGGGAGUAAUUCACUUUACCCACUUGUGGCCACAUAUGGUCCAUAUCCUGAAGGUAGAACAAGCUGGGUUGAUUCCAGUCUCACAUAAACACAAAACGUUAAAGCUGUGUAAAAAUGUCCAAGUGUAGAAAGGGUUAAUUUGGCAGUGGCCAGACAGAAGUAGUUUUAUAAAGAAAUCAAAUUGCUAGCUGCCCGUGCUGCCAGAAUUUGGUAGAGGUAUUUAAAAUCUGGACGGAUUUUAAUUAGAGUAAAUAAAGAGAAACGGUUUCCACUGACUGAAGAGUCGAUGACCAGAGGGCAAGGAUUUAAGCUGAUUGGCAGAAGAACCAGAGGUGACAUGAAGGAAGUCUUUUACACAAUGAGCGGUUAGUAUUUGAAAUGCACCACCUGGGAGAGUAGCAGAUACAGAUUUAGUAGCAGAGUUCAAAAGAGAAUUGGAUAAAUACUUGAAA